Messenger RNA from Gambusia affinis (western mosquitofish), 1371 nucleotides. Its product is annotated as C-X-C chemokine receptor type 4-like. NCBI's taxonomy places the organism in Eukaryota, Metazoa, Chordata, Actinopteri, Cyprinodontiformes, Poeciliidae. The transcript has a single exon. Gene Ontology annotation, cellular component: membrane. Gene Ontology annotation, biological process: G protein-coupled receptor signaling pathway; immune response. The record is from RefSeq and is a predicted model, not a curated record. The coding region runs from base 16 to 966 and encodes 316 amino acids. Gene Ontology annotation, molecular function: G protein-coupled receptor activity.
ACAGCACAACUCAAGAUGGAUGAUUCCAACUUCACUGGCAUCAGUUCUAACAUCUCUUCCCCUGGAUUACCUCAGCCCUCUUGGAAUCAACGCGGUCUGAUCCCUGCAGUGGUGUUAUCUUUCUGCUUUCUACUUGGAGUUCCUGGGAACAUUGCUGUGAUUAUACUCAAGCCUAACUGGGAGCAUCUGUCCAGUCUGAGCCAGAGUUUGAUGCUGAAUCUGACCAUUUCUGAUCUGAUCUGUCUGCUUACCCUUCCACUGUGGAUUUACAACUUAGUCCUUGGGUGGACAUUCGGCCUUGUAGCCUGCAAAGCUCUAACAUACUUUGUGUACUGUACAAUUUAUAGCAGCCAGUUGACUGUGACUGCGUUGAGCAUUCAGCGCUACCUUGUUGUUGUGCGUGGAUGGCAGUGCCAUGUACAAAAAGGUACGCUGUUGGUUCUGCUUUGGCUGGCAGCUGUUACUUUGUGCAUCCAUGCUGUGGUGACUCAACAACUAAAGAAAGAUGGCCAGUGGAUCCGUUGCCAACCUCAUUAUUCUUCUGAGACAGAGUGGGUGGCUGUGCUGGUAAUAGAGAACCUGUAUGGACUUGUUACAUUUUCACUUGUCGCAUUUUCAUAUGUAUGCCUCCACAAGAAGGUUAACCGGGCAGCCUUUUUCAACAAUCCACAGACAACCAGGCUGGUUGUUAGUAUCAUUGCAAGCAAUUUUAUUCUGUUUGCUCCAGUUCAUGUGGUCAAUGUACUGGGCGUGUUGGCGAUAAGUCUUAAAAACAAGAAGCUACUGAAGUUUUGUGCAGACAGCUGGAGUGUAGCCAAGUCCUUUACAUUUUUAAAUAGUUCCCUAAAUCCACUCUUGUACGCUUUUGUUUCUACUAAAUUCUGUCGUCUUUGCCCAAAGGACUUGCCCCGUCCAGAUGAGGGAACUCCCCAAACACCUGACAUUGCUGCGAUUGCAGAACUUUGACUAUAGUGAUACAUGUCACUCCCCCCCCCAAAAAAAAUACAGAAAUAAGUUUGUUUCUUUUCAUUUAAACUGAUACCAUAUCAUCUACUAUUUCUGUCUAUUUUAUUUUUCUCCGAUUGCUUGAACCAAGGAAGUUGAUUUCGUCCCUUUGACCUUGGUUUAUGUAAAAUUGAUCAAAUUACAUUUUUUAUCACUGUAUCACUGUAUUUUGUUUACCAACAACAUUUUUACUCACUGACCUUUGCAAACAGUAUUUUAAUUUAUUUGCUUAUAUGCUACUUGUUUGCCACAUAACAUAUUCAUAAACUGCUUUCAUAUUUGUUUUCUUCUUACUCUCAAUCACAAUAAAUUUGUAUUGAACUCUGUCUAGAAAAUAUGGUGAAAAUGUGAAAUAAAUCUUGUGCU